Messenger RNA from Penicillium longicatenatum, 2544 nucleotides. Its product is annotated as Chitin synthase C. The record is from RefSeq and is a predicted model, not a curated record. Lineage: Eukaryota; Fungi; Ascomycota; Eurotiomycetes; Eurotiales; Aspergillaceae. Gene Ontology annotation, molecular function: chitin synthase activity. Bases 1 to 2544 code for a protein of 847 amino acids. Gene Ontology annotation, cellular component: cell septum; cell periphery. The transcript has 6 exons.
AUGGGUACUCCUGGCUCGGCGUCCCCCGCCCCCUCUCACUUAUCCGACUACUUUCAGUCGCAUCAUGGGAGAGACAACAGUCAGAGUACGAGCACGCUUUCAUUCGAUCAAAAAUUUGGCUAUGAGAAUAGAGAAGAGCAAGCAGGAACUCCAGGAACUCCAGGAACCCGACAAUCAUUUUACGGCAAUAUCAACAAUGGAGGACCCGUACAGCGCCGAUCAUUCGCGCAAACGUUUGCGCAGGGAAUCCGCCGAUAUCCCACGCGAAAAAUUAAGCUCGUGCAAGGUUAUGUCCUAAGCGCGGAUUACCCGGUGCCAAGCGCAAUUCAAAAUGCGAUGGAGAAGAAAUAUCGAGAAUCGGAAGAAUUUACCGAGGAGUUCUCUCACAUGCGCUACACGGCGGCAACUUGCGACCCUGAUGAAUUCGUUAUGCGAAAUGGUUACAACCUUCGCCCUGCAAUGUAUAGUCGGCAUACCGAAUUGAUGAUUGGUAUUACCUGCAAGAGUGAGAACAAGGUUCUUACAGCACGGACUUUGCAUGGAGUUAUGCAGAAUAUCCGCGACAUCACUAGUCUCAGAAAGUCUGAGUUUUGGAAUAAGGGUGGACCGGCUUGGCAAAAGAUCGUUUGUUGUAUGGUUUUCGAUGGAAUUGACCCUUGCGACAAGAAUACCUUGGAUGUGUUAGCGACUAUUGGUGUUUACCAGGAGGGUAUUAUGAAGAAAUCCGUUGAUGGCCGAGAGACCGUCGCACACAUCUUCGAAUACACUACACAACUGUCCGUUACCCCGGAUCAACAACUGGUUCGACCACAGGGGGAGGAAGCAACAAAUCUUCCACCCGUGCAGAUGAUUUUGUGUUUGAAGCAGCAGACCAGUAACAAAAUCAACUCUCACCGUUGGCUGUUCAACGGUUUUUGUCGCAUGUUGAACCCGGAGGUGGUUGUUCUUCUUGAUGCAGGUACCAAACCCGAUAGGAGAUCUUUACUUAGCUUAUGGCAAGCAUUCUACAACGAUGAGAAUCUCGGUGGAUCCUGCGGUGAAACACGUGCGUUGCGCGAUAAGCGAUCCAUGAUCAACCCGUUCGUCGCGGCCCAGACCUUCGACUACAUGAGAUCCAAUAUCCUCGACAAACCUUUAGAAAGUGUGUUUGGUCAUGUUUCCCUCGGCGCGUUCUCAGCAUACCGAUACCGAGCUAUCAUGGGCCGCCCAUUGGAACAGUACUUUAAUGGAGACAUUGUUCUUACAAAGAAGCUCGGUAAAAAGGGUAUCGAGGGAAUGAGCAUUUUCAAGAAGAAUAUGUUUUUCGCCGGAGAUCGUAUUUUGUCCUUUGAAUUGGUUGCCAAGGCAGGAUCGAAGUGGCAUUUGUCUUUUGUUAAAUCCGCGAAGAGUGAAGCUGAGGUUCCAAAAGACUUCACGGAUUUCAUCAACCAGAAACGACAGUGGUUGAAUGGUUCGUUUGCUGCGAAUCUGUACGCUUUGAUUCAUUCUACGCGCAUAUUGAGGAGUCGGCAUAAUGUCCUUAGAUUGAUGCUCUUCUAUCUGCAAAUGGUUUAUGAUUUUGCGAACUUGGUAUUGGUCUGGUUUUCGCUCGCCUCAUUCUGGUUGAUAACCACGGCUAUCAUGGACCUCGUGGGCACCUCAGGCUCAUGGAAUAGUAAUGAUGCGUGGCCAUUUGGAAAUGAAGCCUCUCCGAUCGUGCAUACAUUUUUCAAAUACGGCUAUGUUGUUUUUCUGCUUCUACAAUUCAUCUUGUCUCUCGGAAAUCGGCCUAAAGGUUCCCGUCUGCUCUACCUCCUCACCUUUAUGUACUUCGCUUUCAUCCAGCUCUACGUGACAGUCCUGGCAUUCUACGUCGUCGGCAACAACACAAACGGCAACUUCAACAUCGACAUCGACGAAAACGCCAUCCAGUCAGAGACAUGGAAUGUCUCAGCUUCGAAUAUGGUCCUGGUCUCCAUCGUCGGUACAUAUGGUGUUCACAUCGCCGCCAGUCUCCUCUACAUGGACCCGUGGCACGUACUUACAUCAUCCUGGGCUUACUACGCUGGAACGAUCUGCUCAACGAACAUCAUGAUGGUCUAUGCCUUUUGCAACUGGCACGAUGUUUCCCUGGGCACACCAAUCAAAGACAAACAGCAGAACCUCCCCGAAGCACAGAUCAAGAAAGAUGGAAAAUCAAAGGUCAUUGAAGAAGUGGAUCGUCCCCAGAUCGACAUCGACUCCACGUUCGAAACGACAGUUAAGCGGGCUCUUGCGCCAUUUGAGGCACCCCCUGAAGAAAAGGACAAGAACAUUGACGAUUCGUACAAGUUUUUCCGGACGAAUCUUGUGCUGUUGUGGGCUUUCAGCAACAUCAUUCUGGUUCUUAUCAUGGACUCCACGGGUAUUCAUAGGUUCUGUCUUAUGGAUGGUCCUAGUGCCCGUGUGUGGAGCUAUGUUAUGGCUGUUGUUUGGGGAACUGUUGGUCUGUCUCUUCUCCGGUUUGCUGGGUCCCUUUGGUUCCUGGCGCAGUCUGGGGUUCUCAGUUGCUUUCAUAAGCGUUGA